AUGGCGGGGGAAAGGAAAUUUCGCGCGGAUGAACGACGGCGCUGGCUAUUAGACAUGACGGUCCAUUCGUUUUCGUCCUGUGUUUUCACUGCUGAAUCUAGCCUCGUAUCGUGA
This is a messenger RNA of Fibroporia radiculosa, 114 nucleotides long. RefSeq lists its product as uncharacterized. Bases 1 to 114 code for a protein of 37 amino acids. The transcript has 2 exons. The record is from RefSeq and is a predicted model, not a curated record. NCBI's taxonomy places the organism in Eukaryota, Fungi, Basidiomycota, Agaricomycetes, Polyporales, Fibroporiaceae.